Molecule: messenger RNA, 1056 nt
Organism: Aspergillus versicolor CBS 583.65
Lineage: Eukaryota; Fungi; Ascomycota; Eurotiomycetes; Eurotiales; Aspergillaceae
Exons: 2
Coding region: 1-1056 (351 amino acids)
Source: RefSeq, a predicted model, not a curated record
AUGCCUGAGGCACUAGCGGCAUUCCCGAACGAACAGGUCUACCAACCGGUUGAUCAUUUUGCUAUCGACAAGGAUGAAGAGCCGUCAUGUGAGGAAAACUUUGAUAUGCAUGAAAGAAAGCCCACGCUUAGGGUAAACAGGCGUGCCUCAUCUGCAGAUCUUUCCUCAGAACUCGAGUAUCUGCGCAGACACAAGGAGGAAGCUGGUAUGGAUAGGCGCCAUUAUCUUACCACGAGAGGAGAGCACAAUUCGCAUGUGAAAACCUCGGUGGUGGUAAAUCGUGACGAUGGUUGGGAUAUGGGCCGCUCCUUGACACAAUUGAGACAGACCGCCAGCCCACCAAUGCUCGGAAACAAUCUUGAAUUCCCUCAAAGUUUGACACCGGAAAGCACAAUAUGUGAAGGAACUCAUAUAACCGGGAGCAACCAAGACCAGACUACAUUUCCAUCGUCCGCUGGCCUCUGGUGCUCCACUCCGCAGUUUUCUGUCGGACUUGAUCGUGGUGGCCUCUGGAACGGGACCUGCAAACCCAACAAUCAUGACCCACAGUUCUCCAAAUAUUUACUACCGGGAUUGAUUACCCCGAAACAUGAUUUCGUGGAGGAUACACAGAGGGUCUUGGAUGAAUCAUACGGGGCCGGACCCCCGCACCAAUACCACCAAAAUUCCCAUAUCGUCGCCAUUCGACGCAGGGACGAUGCCAAACAUGAUGAAAGCUACAACCAGGAAUUCGAUGACAGAUUUGUCACGCAAAUAUAUGACUACCUGUCGCUCGGUUACCCCAGUGUUGCUCGCUAUUAUGACUAUGAACUAAGUAAGGUUUCUGGUUUAUCAGUGGCGACACUUAGGGCAGACGAUCUAAAGACGGACGCCAAAGGCCAUGUUGGCGUGCACGCAGUUACCUGCAGGAGUAAAACGAACGGGGCAUGUAUGAGAUGGACCGCGCUGCGGUUGUAUAUUCAUGAAUGGGUGCGCCAACACCCUCAAAUGUCUGAUGAAGGUCAUGGCCACGAGACAUGGGGUGUACGUGAACGCAAGGGGAGCUGGGCAGUUUGA